AUCUAGUACCUUCGCAAUUUUGGGAUGUGACGCAGUGUAGCCGAUAACAUCGAUUUCUGUUUAUGAAUUUUGGCGCGGCAAUUUUUGUGAAUUCGAUAGUUUGAAAUGGUGUAGAAGUAAUCGAUAAGUUCUAUGUCCUGUGCCCUUACGGCCCUUACAUCGAACGUUUUUAGGUCGUAGUAUUCGAGGAAGAAAUAAGGUGGUGAUGUGCUUUAUUUUAAAACACUGUUGCCUCUGUAAGUGAAGUACGUAUCUUGAAUGUGCGGUUGAGUGUCGUAAUAUUUUCGUCACACGCGCCCCUACGUGAAGAUGUCAUUGCCAACUAAAGAUGUCAAAAUGAACAAAAAACUGAAAGGUACACAGAGAGUUGAAGCUUCAGGAAGUAGUCAGAGGAGUAUUUCUGCCCCAGUACCAAAUAAGAGUAAAAAUGUACCACUCCUGGUUGCAACUAGGGGCAAGAGCCAAACAAAGAAAUCUAAGACUCCCUUAAAAAGAACAAGUGUUAGAAAACAUUGUCACUCUGGCUUUCGUACUUUUCUGGAUGUUAGUUUGAUGAAUGCAGCAGGUUCUCCAGUAUCAAGAAUCUUGCCUACAGAGGAAUUGCUCCCAAAUUUUUAUCAUCAGAGCUUCCAUAUAGCUCGAUGGAGAAAAUGGAUGUCAGAAACACCCAAGUGGAUUGUGGAGAUGGGAAGAGAGAGUUUGUGGGCACAAACAAGAGAAAAUGAUCGCUAUACAAAUGGAGUCAGUAGUAAUGAUGUGGUUCAGAAAUGUGAAGGCACUGAAGAUUUAGGAAUGAAGGAAAUGAACGAUGCAAAUGAAUCAAGAGGACAGGACAGUGAAAUGAAUGGAAGUUUAACUGAAUAUAGAGAUUGGUCUCUGCAACUAACAGACAGUAAUGAACUUCUCAUCACAGGGAAAACAAAUGAGAAUACAAUACAGCUGUCAAGGGAUGUAUCAUAUUGCAAACGGAUUGAUGCAAAUACAUUGCUUCAUGCUGAUGGUUCAAUGUAUGUACUGACUGGUAUGCCAGAUCAUUUUACAAAUUUGCCAUAUUAUGUGAGGAACAAAUUCCAAAAUGGAUUCCCAGAUGACUGGAAGGUAGUGAAAUGCAAGUGGAUUAAAUAUGUAAAAGAAGGGAGCCCAUGUGACUUCAGUUGGACAGUAGAAACUGUUGAACGUGUUUCGGAUUUAGCAGUGCAUGAAGAUCCUGCCCAACAAAACACAUUGUGCCAAAAUGGAACUGUGUUUGUAAAUUUAACUUCUCCAAGAAGAAGUGACAUUUCUCUACACAAAAUUCCAGUGAAUUGUGAGAAAACUGAAGAGUCACUUUCCAUGGAUGUGCAAGAUUGUGCCAAAGCUUCGAUUUCUGAAGACAAGGGAGGGCAAGAAUAUUUGAAAGAGUCACAGUCAGGAGCAAUCCAAGAAAGAUAUAUUGGCAGAGUGAUCAAAGCCAGAACAGAUUUGAAUGUUAAAGAAAUGUUAACAUCAGGGGAUACAGAUGAGAAUAGCAGUGACUCGUCUAGAGAAGGGGCAGGUUCUAGCACGUAUCCUGUUAUACAUAUUCCUGACACAGUUAAAAAUUCAGUAGAUCCAAAUGAUAAUGAAGCUGCUAAGGAUAACGUUGAAGCUGAUAUUUUUGAAAAUCAAGAACUCGUUCUUGAAAAAUGGACUCCUAUUCUUGUAAAUGGAUGUGAUCUGAAAAUAACUGGUUAUGUGAAAAGUGAAUUAAACACAGAAACAAGUCAUACAACUGAAAUAGUAAAGAAACGUAAAGCAUACAACUCUUUUCAAACCAAGAAUGGAAAAACCUACAAGCUGAUGGGCACAUUUGUGGAUCUUGAAAAUACUGUACCAACUCAGAUCAAGACAAAGCUGGCUGAAGGGCUUCCUGCCCAGUGGAAGAUGUUGAUGAAGACUUGGGCCUCUCUUGUGCUUCCAACAAAGAACAAAACAUAAUUUAAUACAAACUGCAUCUGCUUCAGGAUUGAGGGCAUGGGUCCCGCUGCAGGAAGUCAUUCGAUGUAGCUGAGUGAAGACUCCUUCCAGGCUCUGCAUGGGUGCCGUCAACGAGUAACAGUUUACAACAGAGCUUCAGCCAACUAGGAUAUAUGUAGAUUUAUUGAACUCAGGUAGAUUACAGAAGUUACACAUUGAUAUGUAGGCCGAACCAGAGCACAGUGACAAUUUCUAAGUUCCCUUCGAAGAGCAGACUGCCCUUGACUGGAUGAAAAGUGAUGCAGAUAAUGGGUCACCGUUUCACUCCACAGAUUAUUUGGAAUCCUUCGCUAAGCUCCCCAUUUAUUUUAACCUUUGCUUUCAUAUUUUGGAGAGUUGCUGCUAUUGAUCUGAUAGUUUGGAUGGAACAUUGUACUUUCUGAGGCAUUUAUUAUUUGACACCUCUUAACAUAAUCAAAUGUUUGUGUAUAGUCUACAGAUAUGGUAUAGAUAUCAAUAAUAAACUCACAGCAUUUUUCAUAGAUCUGUUUAACUAUAAAUAUGUUAUCUAUUGUUCAGUAAAUUGCAAAAAUGUUAUGAGAUGUUUAAUAAUGUUAUUGGUCUGAAAUUAUGACAUGCCAAUUUAUCACCUUUUUUAUGUAUUGGUGCUAUGAUUCCUUCCCCACACCGUGAAGGGAUCUCUGUGUCCUGCCUUAUCUUCAGCAUCAGCUUAUGUAUCCUUCGUUUCAGUGUUCGUCCACAAAAUUUAAUUAACUCUGGGGUAAUGUUGUCUGGUCCAGCAGCUUUAUUGAUUCUAAAUUUGUUUAUUAUUGUACAUACCUCAGUGUAUGUUGGAGGUUCAAUAUAAAAGUCAUUAUCACUCAUGGAAUCAUCCAUAAUAUCGGGGAUUUGGUCCGUUUCUGCCAAAGUGAACACGUCAGUUCCUUCCAUCUUUCUAAUACCUUCAGUUGAUGCACUAUUAAAUUCCCAUCAGCAUCUCUAUAUAUCCUUGGCAAUGCACUGCUGUGUUUUUUCAUAAAUCUGAUGUCAUUAAAAAACUUCAUAGUUUCAUUCUUUCAAUGAUUUUCCUCAAUUUGUAGAAUUCUGCCAUUUAUCCCUCCCCCCCCCACCAGACUCUGUUUGCUUUGUUUCUGUUUUUUAUUGCUCUCCUAUAUUCAUCGUCCCACCAUUUGUUUCUAGGUACCUGGACUUGUGUUCCUACCACUUCUUCAGUUGUUGCAACGAUUUUGGACCGAAUAAAUUCCCAAUCUUCAUUUACGUUUGAAAAUUCAUUUACUUCACUCAGUUUUUUUGUGUAAUACGAUUCUGUUCUGUCUCUGUUUUUGAAGAUCACGCAAUAUGAUCUUGUUCCAUUUCUUUAUACUAAGUUUCUUUUUCACAUAUGCUACAGGUAAUUCUUGCCUUAUUACCGUUUUAACAACGUAAUGGUCUGAGUUUAUAUUACGUCCUUGCAUUGUUCUGACAUCUUCUAUAAGGUCCUUUUUACUUGCAUUAAUAAUGACAUGAUCAAUUUGAUUAAUAAUGUAUAUUUCCCAGAGAUGUUACUACAUAUUUCUUCUCUUCCCAACUUGGCAUUUAGAUCACCUGAUAUUAUUACAGCAUCACUUCUUGCAAUUCAUCAUACAAAUGCUCUUUAAAAUUUAUUUCACUAUCUUUGGGUGGAGCAUAAACAUUGAUAAGAGUAACAUUGCUAUAUUUUCCUUUAAGUUUUUCAUAAUAUAGAUGUCAAAAUAUCUUACAUAUUUCCCAUUAUUACACGUACUAUGGAUACCAAUAUGCUUAUUGCAUAUUAAAAAUGCCAGAACUAAAAUUCCCGUAUGGCAUCACACAACCUCACAAAUGCUGAAAUACAGCUUGCCAAAAAAAGGUGGUCUAAAUUGAUUUCUGUCACAAUCAGAUAGUGGUGUAACACUGCAGUAUUGAAACAAAUAAUAUUAUGGGAUAGGUAACUGGUUUAUUUUCUUCUUUAAGUGCAACAUACACAUCUCGCAUAAUAGAAACUUCUGAAAAGCAGUGAAAAGGUUUACACAAAUUUAUACAUUCUAUGGUCUGCUGCCUUUUUGUUCUUCCAGCUACUCUGCACUGUACUUCAAGAACUGUUAAUUUGUCACAUUUCUGCAGGAACAUGAAAUUAUAAAAAUUCUUUCUUCCUAUAUUUCACAAUAAUUCACAUAUUCUUAUACUACAUAAUGAAUGGCAAGAAUUGUGUUUAUUUCCUUAUGUACAACACCAGAUGAUUGAUUAUAUGAGAAACCCCAUGUAAAGUUUCUGUUUAAAUCAGUGGAUUCAACCCUCUGAGAAUCAUACAUAGAGGGACAUAUUAAUGCUGAAAUCAUCAAUUUGAUAGGACUGUUAAAUGAGGGAGACCCUCAAAUCAAGAAAAAAUUAAAUGGGGGUUGCACUGUAUCUAAAUCUUUGUUCUCAUUACUGCAUUACUGGAAUUGUUGGUUGUACCAGCAUGUUUCUAUCACUAUCUUGGGAAAUUAAAGUCUCUCUCUUGAUUCACUGAAAGUGAGUGUAACAUGGUAUUAGUGAUGAAGCACUAUAAAUAAUUCUGACAACUGAAGGCACUGAUAUAUUUUAUUGUACAAACAACAUACAUUAAAAAUUGACAUGAUCCAUCUUAUGAGAUUCAGAUUAUAAAUACUGAUUAUUUAAUAAAACAGUAUUCAACAUGCUGCCUUGUACUCAGCAGUAAUAAAUGAAAAAAUUCCUGACCAUUUCUAAACUCACUUCCUUACUUCUUACUGUAACCAUUUAAAUCUUUCAUUCUUUCCAUAGCCCCAAGACUGUAAGUAAAGAACAAAAUUUCAAUUAUUUGUUUUAACUGACUUAAAAUGUUUGUAUUCUAUGCUGUCAAAUUUUCUGCAAGAAAGGUCACAAUAACUUCAGAGUGAACCCACUGAAGCUCAUGUAGGGUACCUAGGCAGCUUCUCGGGAAGACGACAUGAAAACUUCAUCCUUCGUUUUCCUUCACAAUACUAUCUCCUUAUCCUUUAACAUCAGCAUAUUUUUAUACAACAGUAAAACAAACGAAAUCUUAAAGAUUUUUAUGCUUCAACUUUACAUUGCCAAGAGCAGUGAGAGCAACAGUUACAAAAUAUAACUGUUGAAUAAAUCUUCCAUAUAUUGCGCUCCCUUCACACUGUACAGUGGGUUUGGUGAGACAAACAAGCUAUGGCCUUGUGAUCUGCAGUAGCUUUGCUGCUGGAAAAAAAUUGGGGGGUACACAGAGAUCAGUGUCUCAGCUGCUAUGACUGAGUUCACAUAAAGGGUUGUGGGCUGUGUCACAGCUCAGGCGGGAUUUGUGGUGAGCAAAGUGGCACUUGGGUAGGUUUUUUACUGAGUACUUCAGUUUCCCAUCAGUUCUCAUUCCACCGAAUGCUCCAUAUUCAUCUAUCAUCCAAGGCUGGUACAUCAGGCCAAUUAGUGGUCAAUGUACCAAGUGGACUCAGUCUCACCCCACCUUACAAAAUUUAAACAUCAUGUGUUAAGUUCCAUUUCAAUAACACUGGCCCAUUUAUAAUUAGGCCUGUCAUUUUCCCACAUCUCAGAGUUCAUGUCCUACUGAAAAACUUCUACAUCUGAACCUGUACAACAAAUCGUUCCUAACACAAACUUCAAAAUGCUGAGGCUGCCUUACAGGUAUACAUGAAGUAAAAAAGAAAACUUUACAGUGUAUUUUAAACUAAAACUACUUUACGAUUGUUUCAUCUUCAGGGUCUUUGAAGACUGCCACUGGUGAGCUUCAUUUACCACUAUGGCUCUAGAUGCAUAUAACAAUAAUUCUGUGAAAAUAGGAAGGAGAAGGGACAACACUAUGCUAUAAGUAUAUGGAGAAAUAUGGCAAAAAGGCAUACAUGCUAAGCAUGAACUGCAACUUCUGGCUGAUCUUUGUAACUCAAUAGA
Molecule: messenger RNA, 5865 nt
Organism: Cryptotermes secundus
Lineage: Eukaryota; Metazoa; Arthropoda; Insecta; Blattodea; Kalotermitidae
Exons: 11
Coding region: 310-1956 (548 amino acids)
Source: RefSeq, a predicted model, not a curated record